This is a messenger RNA of Daphnia carinata, 3177 nucleotides long. Its product is annotated as glucose dehydrogenase [FAD, quinone]-like. The record is from RefSeq and is a predicted model, not a curated record. The coding region runs from base 92 to 1963 and encodes 623 amino acids. Lineage: Eukaryota; Metazoa; Arthropoda; Branchiopoda; Diplostraca; Daphniidae. Gene Ontology annotation, molecular function: flavin adenine dinucleotide binding; oxidoreductase activity, acting on CH-OH group of donors. The transcript is spliced from 14 exons.
AUUAUUCAGAUCCAAACAGCGUUCGGGAACGCUGAUUUUUCCAUCCAGGAAUCCACCUUGGUUCCGCAGAAACAAGGAUCGAUCAAGAGAGAUGGAUAUCAAACUAUGGCUGCUGGGAUUACUUAAAUUAACAGCAGCUUUUGGCAUUAUAGCUAUUUGCUAUUUACACUUUUGGUUUUGGAAUGCAGUCUCCUACUUUGAUGAAGUCGACUCGGAAUCGAGCAUUUACGACUUUAUUGUCGUAGGAGCAGGUUCAGCUGGGGCAGUAGUGUCAUCUCGUCUCUCCGGGAACGGCAGUUAUUCGGUUUUGCUGGUUGAAGCUGGAGGCUAUCCUUCCGCACUAGUUAAUAUUCCACUGAUUUCAGGCAUCCUUCCGUCUACACCGUUCUCGUGGAACUACCAAACUGAACCCCAACCAUUUGGCCAUGCAGCUUCAGUUGGCCAUCGAUCAAUUUGGCCAAGAGGAAAAGUCAUUGGAGGAUCAAGUAUUCUCAAUUUCUUGUUGUACGUGCGUGGGAACAAGCAUGAUUAUGAUCAUUGGGCUGCUUUAGGCAACGAAGGAUGGAGCUACGAAGACGUUUUGCCCUUCUUCAAAAAAUCAGAGAAAAAUACUGGACACUUUAUUGAAGAUGAAUUCCACGGCAAAGACGGAUGCUUGACAGUCGAAGAUAGGGCUUGGAAAUCUAAUUUACCGCAAGCCUUCAUCAAAGCUGGAUUAGAACUUGGUUUCGACUAUGUUGACAUAAACGGUCACAACCAAACCGGAUUCACAACUCCUCAGUUAACAACUAAACAUGGCGCCCGUUGCAGCACAUAUUCAGCCUUUUUGAAAGACGCCCAUAAGCGUCCUAAUCUUAAAGUGAUUACAUUCGCACAGGUGCAAAAAGUUUUAAUUGAUGAAUCAAAGCAAGCGUACGGGAUUCAGUAUAAAAGACGCGGUGAGCUUAUCACUGCCAUUGCAGCGAAAGAAAUUAUCUUGUCAGCAGGCGCAAUCGAAACUCCAAAAAUUCUAAUGUUGUCAGGAGUGGGACCUAAAGAACAUUUGGAGCAACAUAAAAUAAAGGUGAAAGCUGACAGAAGAGUAGGAGAAAAUUUGCAAGAUCACAUUUACGUGCCAUUGACUCCCCUAGUCCACAAUGAUAGCUCUGCCUCACUGGUGUCUCCUCUAAACCUGAUGGCAUGGUGGGAUUACAUUGUUCAUGGAGCAGGUCAGUACUCAAGUAAUGGUGUAGACGGCAUGGCAUUUAAGAGUUCCAAAAACUGCGAACCAGAUUGGCCAGACAUUCAACUUCAUUUCUUGUCCUACUCAGUCGCUUCGGAUCACGGUAUUUGCGUAAGACAUCUGAUGGGUUUAGAAGAAAAAGCCUGGAAAGAAAUAUUUGAACCCGUCUCCAACGAAGACACAGCGUCUAUCUUCGCAACCUUGGUUCGACCGAGAAGUCGGGGAUGGAUACGUCUUCGUUCGGUCGAUCCAUCGCAUCAGCCAAUUAUUGAUCCACAAUAUUAUAGUAAUCCUCACGAUAUCCAAGUGAUGCUAGAAGGUCUCCAGUUUGCUCAAGAAGUACUCAAUACAACAGCGAUGAAGAAACAUCUACGACUGCAUAAUGCUCAGCAUCCUUAUUGUCAACAGUUUCCAGUGGAUUUCGAAUCAUAUUUAAAGUGCCUUAUACAACACAUGUCGGCUACUUUACAUCAUCCAGUAGGAAGCUGCAAAAUGGGCCCAUCAACAGACCCAGAUGCCGUAGUAGAUCCGCAGUUGAGAGUGUAUGGAAUCAAAGGUUUACGCGUUGCUGAUGCUUCUGUGAUGCCCGUUAUUCCAAAUGGGAAUAUUAAUGCGCCUGUUAUAAUGAUUGGAGAAAAAGCAGCGCAUAUGAUUUUAGAAGAUCACAGAAAUGGUUCUGAUCAGAAACGCUUGCAGAUUGAUUCUCUAACAUUUUCUCAGAAAAUAGGAGACGAACUGUGAAUAUGCCCAGAUCGAUUUUUUUAUAUGUAUAGUUGUUGACCUGAGUCGAAACAUGAAUGUGAAUGGCACCUAUCAGCUUUCCUUUUUUCUAUAUUAUUAUGAAAACUAGGUUAUCAUAAAGAAACUUUAUUACUGCAACAACCAUAAAUCCAAAAAUAUUUUCUUGUAAAUUCUUUUCUUACAUCUCGAAAAGAAAGCUGAUAUGUAGACCACGUAAGAGGACGGUUUGACGUUUGGUUAAAAUUGAGAUUAUAUGUCAUAAAAAAAAGAAAACAACGUACGCUCAUACGCAUAGUAAUAUCAAAAUUGUUCGUAAGGAGAGGAAAUAGACCACAUCAGAUGUCUCAUUUCUCUUUUAUGGGAACAUCUUUUCCAUAAGAAGAACCACGACUGAUCAAUGUAAUAUCGAUUAGCUUGUAAAUGAACGAAGCACCUGGUGGGGAGAAAAAUUAUAGUUAAUUUUAUAUGAAACAUUAUUUCUUAUUUAGAUUCUUCUUUAAUACUUAUUGCAAAAAUGAAAACGACUGCCAUUAGACUUGUAAAUCCUGUGCCCAAUAACCAUUUAACCGAGUGAAACAUAAAUGGUAAGCAGAAGCUACUCCACAGGCAGAAUAACAAAAAUGGCAGGAUAGAACGUGGACGAUAAUGACUGAAUACCAUUAUGAAAUAUGAUUAUUACAAGUAAAAUUUGGUUGCUAGAAAAUGCUUCCUACCAUCGUAUAGGGCCAUUGAAGUAUUUAGCGUCCUCUGCUGCUAAGGUUGUCGGGAAAACGCCAUUUUUCUCGUAAGUGUCCAUCAAUUUAUCCUACAUCGUUCGAUUACAAAUUUUUUUUAUCUUUAUAGAAAAAAAAGGACGCGAAAAAAAAAUGGAAUUUCACGAACUAUUUAAUACCUUUUUUUCGAAAUUAUUUAGUAGCCAUUCCGCAGACUUAUCCAUCUCGGUGGGGAUAUCUUCAAAAGGAAUGCGCUCUAAAAAGACUUCUCCAAAGACGGGCCGACCGAGAAACACAUUUAAGAGACUAGGAUACACACCUAAUUUGCUGAAAAUAGAAUAAGGUGCCAGAAUAAACAGCCCCAAAAUUUUGUUUCAGCUGCUGAGUUAUGGCGAAAAAUCCUCUCGUCCUAGGUGAACAAAAUACGUAACCGACGUACAGAGCUAAGUAUAACUUACACACUCCUACCUAGGUAUCAAUAAAUGUUUCAAAUGUGGUAAA